Messenger RNA from Trichoderma virens Gv29-8, 2022 nucleotides. RefSeq lists its product as uncharacterized. Bases 1 to 2022 code for a protein of 673 amino acids. NCBI's taxonomy places the organism in Eukaryota, Fungi, Ascomycota, Sordariomycetes, Hypocreales, Hypocreaceae. The record is from RefSeq and is a predicted model, not a curated record. The transcript has a single exon.
AUGUUUGACAAGCAGCAAAACGGCGAUGCCUCUGACAUUACUGGCUCCAACGAGGAGCCCCCCCAAGAUGAAUACUCGCUAGAUGGGUUCUAUGGCUGGCUACUAGCUGCCUUGGAUGAUGAUACCCCGCAAGACGCUACAUCAACACAAGUCCCAGGUGGAAUUGUCGUAAACGGCAAUGGCCUCGUCAACGACCCCGAGCUCCAGAUCCAGCACAAUAUGAGCCUUCUGGCCGCGGCAACCAGAACGGAUCCCUUGGACGUCGAAGCUGAUAUUCAGUUCGUAAAUCCCAGGGACCUCCAACUUAAUAAUCAGGUCACCAUAAAUUCCAGGGACAUCGAAGCUGAUGAUCAGUUCACCAUGGAUCUCAUGGACGUCGAAGUUGAUAACCAGCCUACCACGAAUCUUAUGGCCAUCGAAGCUGAUAAUCAGUCCAUCGCGGAUCCCUUGGACGUCCAAGAUCAGUUCACUAUGAAUCUCAUGGCCAUCGAAGCUGGUAAUCAGUCCAUCGCGGAUCCCUUGGACGUUCAAGAUCAGUUCACCAUGAAUCUCAUGGCCAUCGAAGCUGAUAACCAGCCUACCACGAAUCUCAUGGCCAUCGAAGGUGAUAAUCAGUUUACCACGAACCUCAUGGCCAUGGGAGCUGAUUUUCAAACCAUGAAUCUCAUGGAAAUCGGAGCUUAUGAUCAACCCGGCGAGCAUAAUGCUUCUAUUAAUGCCGACUUCCAAGUCGCACAUAGUAGCUCUGAGGAGCAGCAAGAGCAACAUCAACUACAACAAGAACAUCAACUACAUCAAGCGCAUCAAGAGCUUCAAGAGCUUCAAGAGCUUCAAGAGCUUCAAGAGCUUCAAGAGCUUCAAGAGCUUCAAGAGCUUCAAGAGCUUCAAGAGCUUCAAGAGCUUCAAGAGCUUCAAGAGCUUCAAGAGCUUCAAGAGCUUCAAGAGCAUCAAGAGCCUCAAGAACAUCAAGUACAUCAAGUACACCAAGUGCAUCAAGUACAUCAAGUACACCAAAUGCAUCAAGUGCAUCAAGUGCAUCAAAUGCAUCAAAUGCAUCAAAUGCAUCAAGUACACCAAGUGCAUCAAGUGCAUCAAAUGCAUCAAGUGCAUCAAGAACAACAGCAACAGGAGCUGCUGCUGCAACUACAACCCCAGAACCAGACGCCUCCCGAGAACGACGACAUAAAUAGGUUCACACUGGUUAGAGAUCGCUGCCGGGCGGUUUAUAACGCAAUCUGCGGCAUUGUUAGGAGUAUGAACCAGUCGUUUAGAGAUGGAAAUCAGACGACCGCCCAGAUCCUAGACCCUCUUCGAGUUGGCCCCAGAACGCUUCGUUGGAUCCAACAUUGGCAGAAUUUGGCCGCCGAGCAUCAUAUAACAGAAUCUUUGCAAAAUGACGCCAUAAAUCCCAACAACAGCACCACCAACUACAAUUUCUUCGAUUGCCUGUUGAUCAGAGCUCUCUGUCCCGCGCGUGACUUGGUGAGCAUCAUAGGGCGUCUUCGCAAUAGAGGAUUCUUACAGGGAAACGGAGUCCAUGAGAUUGACAUCGACUUGCGUCGACUCAUCGUUGAGUGCCACGCAGUCACUCUCGGCGCUUUUAGUGCACUGUUGUCUGUUCUACAGUGCGAUCUCAGUCUUCUGCCAAUCCUCGAAGCACCUGGCACGACUCGUGCUGCUAUCUAUCCGGCUCAGCGCGACGCAUUAGUUGAAGUUGUGAGAGCCAUGACGGACGCUAUUUAUCAACAAAUCUCCACUGUUCACUCAGUCUUGAGCAGACUCCCUCAAAUGCGCUUCUUGCGACCACAGCAACAAAUAGAGGCUCUUGCCGAACUGCCGUGGCCGCUGAUAAUGGAAUCGGCAUCACUUAGAUCACACGUCUUUCCAUCGGUGCAACCCCUGGGAGGAGUCCCACUGGACCCUAUUGCAUACUCCAGUGCCAUCGAGGCAUUUAUCACUGAGAGAGAGAGAGAGGUCUGCGGUAUACUUCGCGCUAUUCAGCAAAGAAUCCCUCCAGCAUAA